AUGUGUAUCUUAACGAGAAUUUGGCAACAAGAAAUAUCAACGUGGCAUAGUCUUAUUUCAAUGUGGCUUAUACUUGUGACUUUGGUCAAUAUUGGCAAUAUACCUGUACAAUGUGAUGAUUCUUCAGAGAAUGAAAACUAUUUGUAUCGAGAAUUGUCAAAAUUAUGUGCUCACUAUUCAAAUAUUGCAAUGGCAAAGAAUCGUUAUCGGACAACAUGGGGUGCAACAACAUUACUUACGGCUGAAUUGGAUGUAUAUAAACAACUGAUUGAGGAUCUCAAAUGGAAUUUUUCGUUCGUUAUCACAUUGAGUGAAAGCGAUUUUCCAACGAAACCUAUUGAAGUAUUAUCUGAAUUUCUAUCAAUGUUUCCAAAUCAAAAUUUUGUCAGUGGAAAUAUUCCCAAUAUAUCUAAUCGUGAUUUCAUACAAUAUGUUGCAUAUGGUGAUGAUGAAUUAAUUCGUGGCCUACGAUUCGCAUUUAAUUAUACUGCAAUGCCAUGUGAAUCCUUCUAUCACACUGUAUUAAUCAAUAGUAUCUAUUGUGAUUCACACGUACGGAUGAAUUUACGCAUGGUGAAUUGGGACCGUCGACGUGGUUGCACAUGUUAUAACAUGGAUGUUAGUGACUUAUGUGGCUGUUCACCAUUGAUUUAUCGAAUAACUGAUAAAAGAAAAUUUGCUGAAGCUGCUGGUGAACUAUUAUUUUUUGCUCGAAAAUUCGAUCCAACAGUUGACGAAAAGAUUAUUGAUUGGAUUGAUGAAAAAAUAUCGGGUCUGAAUCUAUCUGAAGGUAACGUCAUUACACGAAUAUCUAUUACACAAUCUGAUGAAAUGCCUAUGAUUGAUAUUCCGUUUCCGGAGAUUACUUCAGAAUGUAUGAUUGGUAUUUGGAACAUGUACUUGCUGUCAAAUAGUAUUAAUGAUACAUUAGCUUCAUUGAAUUUUCUUAUUCUUUCUGCUAAUCAAACAGAAACAAAUGAUGAUAUUUGGACCAUAGAAACAAAAACUGUUGUCAAGUUUUGGUCGAUGGCGGAUAUAUGUUCAAUAAAAAAACAUUCAAAUGUUUGUUCGAUGCUAGAAAAUAAAAUAACUACAGUAUCUUGUCAGAUCGACGAUUGUGAUACAAAACGAUGGAGUGUAUUCUAUUACGACGUUAAAACUAACUGGUGA
This is a messenger RNA of Rotaria sp. Silwood2, 1170 nucleotides long. The record is from the annotation of a GenBank genome assembly. NCBI's taxonomy places the organism in Eukaryota, Metazoa, Rotifera, Eurotatoria, Philodinida, Philodinidae.